Messenger RNA from Octodon degus (degu), 3027 nucleotides. It is a transcript of the gene Espnl, whose product is annotated as espin like. The record is from RefSeq and is a predicted model, not a curated record. Gene Ontology annotation, cellular component: cytoplasm. Lineage: Eukaryota; Metazoa; Chordata; Mammalia; Rodentia; Octodontidae. Gene Ontology annotation, biological process: actin filament bundle assembly. The coding region runs from base 1 to 3027 and encodes 1008 amino acids. The transcript has 9 exons. Gene Ontology annotation, molecular function: actin filament binding.
AUGGAGGAGCAGCAGGCACUGGUGGCUGCCAAGGGAGGGGAUGUGGCCACCUUGGAGCUGUUGCUGGAGGCCGGCAAGCUGAGCCCUGGCAUUGCUGACAAUCUGGGGGCCGGGCUUGUGCACCACGCUGCCCGCGCUGGCCACCUGGACUGCGUCCGGUUCCUGGUGCAGCAGGCCAAGCUGCCCGGCAACCAGCAGGCCCAGAACGGGGCCACCCCAGCACAUGAUGCUGCGGCCACUGGCCACCUGGCGGAGCUGCGCUGGCUGGUCCUCAAUGGAGGCUGUGGGUUGCAGGACCGAGAUGCCUCGGGUGUCUCCCCAUUGCACCUGGCUGCCCGCUUCGGACACCCUGCACUCGUGGAGUGGCUGCUGCAGGAGGGCCACAUGGCCACGCUGGAGACACUGGAGGGUGCCCUGCCACUGCACCAUGCAGCCGUCAGUGGGGACCUCACCUGCUUGAAGCUCCUGGCUGCUGCCCACAGCAGUGGUGUGAACCGGCGGACCCGCAGCGGUGCCUCCCCACUCUACCUGGCUUGCCAGGAGGGACACCUGCACCUGGCCCAGUUCCUGGUGAAGGACUGCGGUGCCGACGUGCACCUGCGUGCCCUGGACGGCAUGAGCGCGCUGCACGCAGCUGCCGCCCGCGGCCACUACUCCCUGGUCGUCUGGCUGGUCACUUUCACAGACAUAGGCCUGACAGCGAGGGACAACGAGGGUGCCACAGCCCUGCACUUCGCAGCCCGUGGUGGCCACACACCCAUCCUGGACCGGCUGCUGCUCCUGGGUGCCCCGGUGACCAGGGACUCCUGGGGCGGGACCCCGCUGCACGAUGCGGCUGAGAACGGGCACUUGGAGUGCUGCCAGACCCUGCUGUCCCACCGCGUGGACCCCUCCCUGAGGGAUGAAGAUGGGUACACAGCGGCAGACCUGGCAGAGUACCACGGGCACCAGGACUGCGCCCGGCACCUGCGGGAGAUGGCGCGGCCGGUGCCCAUCCUGAUGACACCCCCACCUCCGCCCUUCCCGCCCCCACCACUGUCGGCUGCGAAGCUCUCCCUGCAGGACGGUGGAAGAGGAGGCCUUGGGCACAGGAGCCCCACACGUGAGUGGCCCGGCCAGCCCAGCCUGAGGGAACCAGUGGCCUGCACUGCACCCCCGAACGCCACUGCCUGGUCUCUGCCCACACAGGGGACAGAGAUGGCUCUGGGGGACGCCUCUGAUAGCCUGGCUGCACUGUGGCUGGAGGGGCUGCCCUCAGGGGACCUGGACGGGCUGGUGCCCACGCGUGAUGAGCAGGGCCGACCUAUCCCCGAGUGGAAGAGGCAGGUGAUGGUACGACAGCUGCAGGCCCGCCUGGGCGAGGAGGAUGGUGCUGCGGAGGCCCAGGACAGUGGCAGCUGUGGGAGUGUGGCCCCUGCAGAGCCAGCGCCCUGGCGGUACUCGCAGGCUCACCAGGCCAUCCUGGGCCCCUUCGGGGAGCUGCUGACAGAGGAUGACCUGGUAUAUCUGGAGAAGCAGAUCGCAGACUUGCAGCUGAGGCGCCGCUGCCAGGAGUACGAGAGCCAGCUGGGCAGGCUGGCAGCAGAGCUGCAGGCGCUGCUCCCGGAGCCGCUGGUCAGCAUCACCGUCAACAGCCACUUCUUGCCCCGGGCCCCUGGGCCGGAGGACCAAGGGAGCCUGGCACCGGCAGCUGAGCCCGAGGCCCCUGUGGAAACCCCACCGGCUGAGCCAGGUGGGCACGCACUACCCUUCUGGUGCGGCCACAUCGGCCGCCUGGUGCGCAGCCUAUCGCUGCUGCUGAAGGGCGUGAACGGGCUGGCGCAGGGGGAGGAGCCCGCGGUGGCCCCCGCCCCACAGGACACUCGCAGGGAGGCCCCCGCCGGCCCCGCCCGCAGUGAAGCCCAGCGCGAGAUACAGAGCUGGGGCGUUUCCGUGCGGACGCUGCGUGGCAACUUUGAGUCGGUCCCUGCCCCCAGCCUUCUCUGUGCCCCCAGCCAGGGCCUCUGUGAGCCUGGCGCCCAGCACGCCCCACGCACGGUAGCCUGCUGGCCAGCGGAACCGCAUCCCAGAGGCGGGCCAGCAGGGGGCGAGCCCGGGCCAGGGGACACGGAGGAGGCUAGCGACUCGGGCAUCAGCUGCGAGGAGGCACCCUCGGAGGCGGAGGCGGGUGUGAUGCCCGGGCCAGACCUGGCCAGUUUGCGCAAGGAGCGCAUUGUCACCCUCUUUCUCGGCCACUGGAAGCGCUCCGCCUACACGCCCGCACUCAAGACGGCUGCAUGCAGGACCCUGGAAGCCCGGCGCACCCAGCCACACGGCCCUGAGCCCCCCGCGAGCCCGCGCCCACCCUCCCCACCUCCAGUCCCGGGCCCUCGGCUCGGCCACCUGUGGCAGCAGCGCAGCGCCAUUGCCCACCUGCUGGGCAGCUGGAAAGCCAUCCUGGCACACGUGCCUGCCCGGCAGCUGCGGCGGCUGAGCCGGCGGCCCCGCGGCCCCCUGUCUCCUGAGCAGUUCCUGCCCCACGUGGACGGGGCACCCCUUCCCUACGGCAGCCUCUCGCUGGACCUCUUCAUGCUGGGCUACUUCCAGCUCCUGGAGUGCGACCUGCCGCCGGAGGAGCGCAAGAUGCGGCACUUGCUAUGCUUCGAGGUCUUUGAGCACCUAGGCGCCCAUGGCUGGGAGGCGGUGCGUGCCUUCCACAAGGCCGUGACCGACGAGGUGGCCGCGGGUCGCCGUGCCUGGACCGAUGGCUUCGAGGACAUCAAAGCCCGCUUCUUUGGCUCCAGCCAGGGUCCUGCCUGGGAUACGGAGCCUGGUCGAAAGUCAGGAGUGACCCCUCUUGGGCCCCUGCCGCGUCCUGUUGCUGUCCCCACUGGUGUCCCCUCAGGUGUCCCCGAGCCGGCAGCACAGCGACCAGGUUCGGGCUCGCAGCGGGGCAGCUUCAACAGUGAGGACAUCUGCGGCUACAUCGACCGCAGCUUUGCCUUCUGGAAGGAGAAGGAGGCCGAGAUGUUCCACCUCGGGGAGUGA